AUGGAUACUCUUCUUACUGCCGAUGUGAUGGCUAGUUCACCAAACUGGAAGCGCAGAUCAAGCACUUUCGUUGAUGCAAUUCAUGACCUGCCCGAAAAGGAGAGUAUGGCUCCUGCUCAGCUCUACAGCACUGAGUCUGGUCGCUUGUUCCACUCCGGUAGGAUGGUUAUUGCUACGGUUGGAUUGCCCGCUCGUGGCAAGACCCACACCUCGGUUGCUCUGGCAAGAUACCUACGAUGGCUUGGUGUGAAGACCCGUAUAUUCCAUCUUGGUGACUACAGGAGAGCGACAAUGGGUGAGGGUAAAGAUGUUCCCGAUGACUACUUCUUCAUCAAUGCUUCGCCUUCCUCCGUUCUACUCCGUCAGAAGAUUCUCCGAAAGUGCAGAGAGGACAUUUACAAUUUCCUCGAGCACGAGAACGGUCAGAUUGCUAUCUACGAUGCUGUCAAUCCUUCUGCUGCUGGACGCAUUUCUCUCGCCAAGGAGUUCUCCAAGAACAACGUACAGACACUCUUUAUUGAAUCGCACUGCACAGAUGAGAAGAUCAUCGAGGAGAACGUCCGCAGCGUCAAGAUCUCGUCUCCUGACUACCAAGGCUGGUCCGAUAAGGACGCUGUCAAAGACUACCUGGCCAGAAUCAACGCCCGCAUCCCUCAUUUCGAGUCCAUGGAGGAGGCCGAGCUGCAUUACGUGAAAAUGAUCAACGCUGGAGAACGAGUUGUCGUCAAUAACUGUGCUUUCAACUAUCUUUCUCAGCGCAUCGUCUUCUACCUUCUGAACCUUCAUACCAAGCACAGAUCGGUGUAUUUCGCUAGGGCUGGUACCACGAGAGACGAGGACUCUUACAAAGCUGACGCUUCGCUUUCCGAGGAUGGUGUUGCCUACUCAAAGAAAAUGAGCGAUGCCCUCAUCAACCAUAGAGAGGACGAACGUAAACAGCUCAUCGAGAGAGGCGGUCCUGAUAUUCCGUUGAAGCCUUUGACAAUCUGGACGUCUACCAGACGACGCACAGUUGAGACGUCCCACUAUCUCGGAAGUCUGGGAUACUGUGUGAAGCAACGCCCUCAAAUGAGUCAACUCAAUCCCGGCGUGUGUGAGAAGAUGUCCGAGGCUAAGAUCCGAGACCAAUAUCCUGAGGAGGUGCGCAAGCAUGAGCUUGACCCAUACCAUCAUCGUUAUCCUCGUGCGGAGUCUUACCACGAUCUAGCAGUGCGCCUGGAACCCAUCAUCUUGGAGCUGGAGCGUGAGCAAAACGACCUUCUGAUUGUCGCCCAUGAGAGCGUCCUGAGAGUGCUUUACGGUUAUCUGAUGGCUUGUGGUGCACGCGACAUUCCCAAACUGCAGUUCCCUCGCGACGAGAUUAUUGAGAUCGUUCCUGCAUCAUACAACAACGAAGCCAGACGUAUUCACGUCUCCGGAGUUCCAGCUCAGAUCGUUCCUGACAGCCCUGAAGACUUGAAGCACCCUGUGGCCCCGUCGGGUGCGAUUACGCCUUUCUCUGGCAUCGGCACACCUCAAGGUACAGGCACGCCCGAGACGAACGAGGAUGGAGUAGCCAAGCCUCUGCCGAUGGUCAAUGUCCAUCCUAGCAGAUAG
Messenger RNA from Aureobasidium namibiae CBS 147.97, 1596 nucleotides. RefSeq names its product bifunctional 6-phosphofructo-2-kinase/fructose-2,6-bisphosphate 2-phosphatase. Gene Ontology annotation, biological process: fructose metabolic process; fructose 2,6-bisphosphate metabolic process. The transcript is spliced from 4 exons. NCBI's taxonomy places the organism in Eukaryota, Fungi, Ascomycota, Dothideomycetes, Dothideales, Saccotheciaceae. Gene Ontology annotation, molecular function: 6-phosphofructo-2-kinase activity; fructose-2,6-bisphosphate 2-phosphatase activity; ATP binding. The record is from RefSeq and is a predicted model, not a curated record. The coding region runs from base 1 to 1596 and encodes 531 amino acids. Gene Ontology annotation, cellular component: cytosol.